Chelmon rostratus (copperband butterflyfish) is the source of this 3324-nucleotide messenger RNA. It is a transcript of the gene tor3a, whose product is annotated as torsin family 3, member A. Gene Ontology annotation, cellular component: endoplasmic reticulum lumen; nuclear envelope. Gene Ontology annotation, molecular function: ATP binding; ATP hydrolysis activity. The transcript is spliced from 6 exons. The coding region runs from base 377 to 1480 and encodes 367 amino acids. Lineage: Eukaryota; Metazoa; Chordata; Actinopteri; Chaetodontiformes; Chaetodontidae. The record is from RefSeq and is a predicted model, not a curated record.
CACAAUGUAAGUGAAGAUCCUGGUAUUGCGGAGAAGUUAUAUUCCACGGCUGGGUGCUUUUCAUGGACGGCUAUAAUAUUGAACGUUUACUACCACGGGCCAUGCCUUAAUUUAACUUUACAUCAGCGUUUCAUAGUUCAAUGGAUCCCGGAAGACGAGUAAUAGCGGUUCCCUUACGGACGGGCGGAGUUACGUAUCCAUAAACCGCCAUACAAAAGAACACAAAAGAAGCGCCCCUCCUUCGCUACCAUGGGGAGAGGGGUAAAUAUACCUCAGUGAGCAGGCCGUCAGCUAACGGCCGGGUUUAAAUGAGAGAGAAACGUCGGGACGCGGUGUUUAGUCUCAUCUCGACCUCCUCGGACCACCCUCCUCACCGAUGCUUGUGUACCGGUUGCUGCCUGUGCUCUGGGCUCUGUCCGCAGAGGCAGACUUCUUCCAGUUCGACAGCAUCUCCAAUGUUUCCUCUUACUAUUUUAAUUACAUUUAUUGCAAUAUAUGGGAGGGGGACUGUCAGCCCAGCCAAGACGAUGCUACACAGCAAGUUCCUACCAGGGACCUUUGGGCAGGUUUUCCUCAGGACUACGUUAGCCUGCUGCAUCAGUGGUACUGUAGUCUGGGCCAGUGCUGUGAGUCUGGAGACUGCAGGAUAACCAACAACAUCACAGGUCUGGCGAGGGACCUUAAAACGAAGCUGCACGGGCAGCACCUGGUUCAGUCUGUGGUUCUGAAAGCCAUCCAGGGUUUUAUCAACAACCCAGAGUCCAACAAGCCACUGACCCUCUCCUUCCACGGCUGGUCCGGCACCGGCAAGAACUUUGUGGCCCGGAUCAUCGCAGAUAACCUGUAUCGUGAAGGGGUGAAGAGUGAGUGUGUCCGACUGUUCAUCGCCCCGUUCCACUUCCCACACGCCAGAUUGGUGGACACGUACAAGGGCCAGCUGAGAGAGGCGAUCCGGGACAUGGUGUUGCGCUGCCCUCAGACGCUGUUCAUCUUCGACGAGGCUGAGAAGCUUCACCCAGGCCUCAUUGAUGCCAUCAAACCCUACAUGGAUCACUAUGACAACGUAGAUGGCGUCAGCUACCGCAGAGCCAUCUUCCUCUUCCUCAGUAACAUUGGUGGAGCAACGAUCAAUGAUGUAGCGCUCGACUUCUGGCACUCUGGUCAGAAUCGAGAGGACAUCGGUAUGGAAGACCUGGAGCAUCGUCUGCGAGCUGAAACUAUGGAGUCUCAAGGUGGUUUUGCUCAGAGUGAGCUGAUGUCCGGCCACCUGAUCGACUUCUUUGUGCCGUUCCUGCCUCUGGAGUACCGUCAUGUCAAGCUCUGUGCACGGGACGCCUAUGUGGCACGAGGUCUGGAGACGGACGAAGCUACAUUGGAUGAGGUGGCCAAGGCGAUGCUGUAUGUCCCCAAAGAGGAGAGACUGUUCUCAGCCCAGGGAUGCAAGUCAAUACCCCAGCGCAUCAACUUCUUUCUUCCCUAGAAGGAGAGACAGACAGAGGAGAGACCUGGAGGUAGGAGGUGUGAGAUUGCUUUACCAGCCCAUCUGCGUAUUGAGCCACAGAGGAUAUGUGUCUUCUCUGCUCUAGUCUGCUCUACGCACUCCCCCGCACACACACACACACACACACACACACACACACACAGAUCCAACACGCGUCUGUCCAGGUCCCUCAGAGAAGGCCAGGCGGCAGGGUAUUAGAGUAUUAGAGGGGAAAGCAGCACGACCCACCCUGCAGAUAUGAGCGGUGCCAGACGGUCGUCAAGUGCGGCUUGGAUGCUCUUCCUCACCUGCCUGGUUUGAAUCCUCACAGCGUCAAGACUGAGUAUUGAAGAAGACGGUAUGGGUGGCCAUGCAGCGUAUGUCUUGGAUGAAUACAUUUUUAUCACCCUGUUUAUGUCUGUUCACCUUGGCCAAAGUUUUGAGCACAUGUCUUAUGUUCAGAUAAGGUCCUACUUCAUGUGUUAGUAUUUGCAUGUCAGACAAUGUGCUUCUUUUAGCACUGGUUAUUUAUUUGUGCCAUAUUUGAGCAUUUUACUGUACCAGAUUCUUUUUUGUGGAGUUGUCUGAAAGCACAUUUGGUGGUACUGUAAGCCAUUAGUAAAUGUUACAUAUGGGACUAUGUUGUGAAUGUGAACAGUAUGGAGUGUGUAACUGCGUACAUGUUGCUGUGAUGCAAAUGUUACUUGAAAUUAUUACUGGAAAACAACAUGCCAAAAGCAAUGAAAGUUAGCUGUUUUGUGUACAUAUGUUUAAUUAUAGUGCUUUUAAUGAUUAUUUUUUUUUAUUGUCAGUAAUUUGAUUGAUUCAUUGGACAGAUUUUUAUUCCUUGCUUUAUCUCCCUCAUUUGUGCACACCCUUUCACAUACUCUCACCCGGUUUGAGUUAGUCUGCUUUAGUGAUUUUGUUCUCUAAAGCUCAGGGUCACAUCACAAGAAGAACAUGAGAAGAAAUUACUUAAAGAAAAUAAACAUCCACAGGAAACCAACAACAGUUGUUUUUAUUUAAUGCAAGAAUUUGAGGGGAUUCAUCAGUCAAAAAACUGAAAAAGGCUGUCCCAGGUUUGGGUGAGCUGCUUUGUGUGGUGUGCCAGGGAUGGGAAGAAAAUCUAACACAAAUCAAGAGCUGAAAGGAUUAGUGUUUAGCAAUCAACAGAGCAAUAAUUGUCUACAAUUUUGAGAAUCAAUUACUUGUUUGAGUUAUGUUUUAAGCCAAAUACGAAAAAAAAAAAAUCACUGGUUUCAACUUCUCAGAUGUGAAUAUUUGCUGUUUUGGGUACUCUUCCAUGAUUAUAAAUGGAAUAAGUUUUGAUUUUGAUGGUGAAACUAAUAAAUUGUUGGCAUUUUACAUAAUUUCUCAAGGAUAUAAUCACUGGAGUAGCUGUUAAUGAAACUAAUGGGUAGUUGCAGCCCCAAACAAGUCUCCAAAUCUCCCACCACUCUAACAUUUGCAUUGCUUAUUACUAUUUUACUUGAAUGUUUAAGCUUCACUGUGCAGAAUGAUGUACCUGAAACUGGAAAGCUCAUCACAUUCAUCUGCUGAAGGGGGAAGGUUUCUCUCGUCUCACUUUAAAUCAGUUUUUAACACGUGAACAUACGAACGUGAUUUCCAGUUUAGAAACCAAUGGCGGUCCAAUAUACAACUUAUCGUGUGUAUGUGUGAUGUGUACAUUUGGAACUUCGUCAUCACAUACACCGAUUUUUUAGUGAAGCAGGAGACAUCUUGUAUUUUAUUCAACUGUUGUGAAAAAGACAUUGCUAUUCAAAACAGUAUUUUUCUAUGUCAAAACAUGUCCAGAGCGAUUUCUUCAAAAAGAAAAAAAAAUG